Messenger RNA from Staurois parvus, 342 nucleotides. NCBI's taxonomy places the organism in Eukaryota, Metazoa, Chordata, Amphibia, Anura, Ranidae. The record is from the annotation of a GenBank genome assembly.
GCAUUUCAUAUUUCUGAUUGGUGCCAUGGAGUACUGCACAUAAUUGCUCUUUGAAUGUUGCUAUUAUACUAAUAUAAACUCUAAUUUAAUGUGCGUUAAUGUCUAAUGUGCGUUAUCACACCUGUGUUCUGCACUGCCUCUGAUACUGGUCACCCAGGCCCCUGCAUUCACUAUACCUGGUCUCUCCGGACCCUGCAUUCACUAUACCUGGUCUCCCCGGAACCUGCAUUCACUAUACCUGGUCUCCCCGGACCCUGCAUUCACUAUACCUGGUCUCCCCGGACCCUGCAUUCACUAUACCUGGUCUCCCCCGGACCCUGCAUUCACUAUAUCUGGUCUCCC